AUGUCUUCAACCCCAUUUUAUUCAUCAGGAAAUAAUCAUUUUUCUACAAACGAACCGGGAUAUGUUGCUCUUCCUUCGUCAGUAGAUCUAGCAGACGGAACUUAUAGGCCUGAGAGUAAUGAAAGUAAUACGCUACUUGAAGAUGACGAAAAUAAAUUUGAUGUCGCAGAUGAACAGAUAGAUCGACCAUGGAGGUAUAAAGUUAUUGCAUUAUUGUGUGCAUUGUCUUUGGCAGUUGGAAGUCAUUAUGCUGGUCAUACAUUAGGAGCUUUGAAAUCAACUAUUAAAGAGGAAUUAGAAAUCUCUAAUUCUCAAUAUGGAGUAAUACAAUCCUCUGUAUCAUUAGUUAACACAAUUCUACCAAUUCUUGGUGGUGUCUUUAUUGACACGUUUGGAACAUCAACUGGAUCAAUCCUGUCCACAUCACUUAUUGCUGCUGGAAAUAUUCUGGUAGCAUUGUCUACUAAUUUGGUAUCAUUUCCCGUGAUGGUAUUCGGUAGAAUACUUUAUGGCAUCGGAAGUGGAACUAUCGUUACAAUUCAAACUACUAUUCUUAGUCAUUGGUUUAAAGGGAAAGGACUGUCGAUCGUAAUUGGAGUACAAAUUGCUGCGUCAAGACUGUCGUCAUUCUUGGCAAAUUUGACGGUUGUUCAAAUAAAGGAUGCUACUGGUUUUUACGGUUGGGCAUUUUGGUUUGCAGCAUUUCUAUGUGUGAUUUCCUUAUUGGUCAACGUAUUUUAUAUAUUUGUUAUGAAAAUAAUUAAUGAAAAUCUCUCAGAGCAAGAGCUCCUAAAACUUAAACAAAAAAAAACAUUUAGUCCUAGAAAAUUAUUAUAUCUUCCAGCAAUUUUUUGGAUUAUCGUGUUACUCGAAUUUGAAUUUGGCAGCUCUUGGACUUCAUUUUUACAUAUACACGCAGAAUUGCUAAAAAUCCGAUGGGGUCUCACGAAUGAUGAGGCUGGUAAACGUUCAAGUCUUGCACAAUUAUUACCAAUAUUCAUAGCUCCUUUUCUUGGUUAUUUUUUGGACAGAUUUGGCAGACGUUCCACCACAUGGAUGUUGUUAUUUUCAAUAUCUCUUUCAUUUGGGCCUGUAUGUCUAGUUUCAUCAAUUCCGAUUCUAUUACCAUUAGAUUAUGUUGGUACAGGAUUAGGAAUUGUAAAAUCAUGCUCUAAUAUUGGCUCAACCUUGUGUGACAUCAUCAUUGGUAUAUUGCAAGAUUUAGAUGGUGGUCAAUACAGGCUAGUGAUGCAAUUGUAUUUGGUUAUUUGUACUACAGCGAUUAUAGUUGCUGUGUGGUUGUCAUUGGUAGCAAAAAAAUGGUAUGAUGGAGUAUUAGACAUGAAUGAAAAUGAAAGAAAUGAAUAUUAUGAUCAUAUGCGAAGAAAACAUGAUAAUGAGCAAGAGCGAGAGAAUUUAAGCAAUUAUGGUCUUGAAACAUUAAACCGCCCAUCAAGACGAAAUUGGGUCUAUAUUAUAACUUUUGUUGUUGUUCUAAUUUUAAGUUGGAUUUUAUUCUUUAUUUUUGUAAUUUGA
Messenger RNA from Scutellospora calospora, 1536 nucleotides. The record is from the annotation of a GenBank genome assembly. NCBI's taxonomy places the organism in Eukaryota, Fungi, Glomeromycota, Glomeromycetes, Diversisporales, Gigasporaceae.